AUCUCCGAUUAGGCGUCGGUAUCUAGCUAGAAAAUAGGUAGUAGUCCGUGUACCUGCACUAAACUCCCAGUAUUUUUCAUUUUCUACCUCUUCAUCUUAUUUUGUAAUGGUGAUCCAAUACAUUUUUUGCCAUUUAAUUUCCAUGACUACUCAACUCGAUUUAUCAUGUUGCUCUCGUGCUAUAUUUGUUUUACAAUGUGACAGUCUUAAUACAUUUGGCAUCAGAAACUAAGUACCAUGACAAUAUUAAAAUGUGAGUUCUCAGCCCUACAAGCUAGCGAUUUGAUAUUACCAACGGAUUCAUAACAACUGAAGACCGCGGCAUGCCAUUCUGUUUAUUCCCACGGUGCUUUUCUAACCAGGAAGUCACGUUGGUCAACAUAUGAAAGUAUACCCACUUACUUGACGACCUGCGUUAGCAAUUCAGGCGCCUGAGAGAGUCACUAGAGCGCGGUCCCUUUCUUCCUCUCCCCUCUCUGCGCCUCAUGAUCUCACCACUGAGGCUUGUCUCUGCAGCCAUCUGGCAAACGGUCCAGCAGAGACAUGUGAUGGAUUAUGGGAUGCUGGAGGAGUUUGUUACCAUGGUCACAGAGAUAGUUCCAGAGAUCCUGAAUAACAGUCAAAGGGCUCAACUUAUUCUGGGUCUCCGUGCACAGCUGGUCCUGGAGUUGUGUCGCUCUAAACCAAUCGCAGACCUCGAGACCAUUCAGACACAUCUGGACAGGAUACAGACCCUCACACCUCUCUGGGGAACACAGGCUACCGAUGCAGAGGUGGGAUUAUCUGAAUCAAACUUCCUGGGGCUGGUUCAAACCCUCCUGACAGACCCAGAUGAGAAGAAUCAUUUCUUCCAGGAUGUUUUUCCUGUGGAAUUUGGCCCCACUUAUGAUGCAGCGAUACAGAAACUCAUGUGGCAAUUCCUUUCAAGACUUGAGAAGCUAGUUCUUGUGUCAAACUUCCAACAGGCUGCCUCUCUACUCAGUGAUGUCCCCUCUAUUCUGGAGGAAUGUCUGGAGUCAGUGUCUCACCCUCAGCAGCUGAAAACCCUGCUUCAGUACCACAGAGACCUUGGCCAGCUGGAUAACCAUGACACUCCAUCGUCCACUGAUGGGGACUGCAUUCUCUCAGCUCUCUGUCUUCCUCCUGUGGAACGGGUGGUGAUUCCGUCAGAGGCAGAGAAAGGAAGUAUGGAUGUAAAAGAAACCGAGAAGUUUGUGGAUGGCAGGUCAGGUGAAUGCAAGGAAAACCAGCCUUCUUCUGUUACUGAGGAGGAGGACGCAGAGGAUGAUGCGGCUAACCCCGAGACAGAGGAGAUUGAACCGGAAUACAAUACAAUGAUGGUUAUAGGGGAAGAUGGUGUAGAGAGGCCGGUAAAACUUAUCCAAAAGCCUCCUCCAGAAAACGAAGAAACUCAUGGUGAAGAACACCGCGAAACACCCAAUCUAGAACAACAGACCCCCAAAUCGGAUCAGAUCAAAUCAAUUGAAGAGGGGUGUCUUCCACAAGGGGAGCUUGGAGAGGGUAGUAUUCUUCCAGUAGAGGGGCAGACAAACCCAGAGCAGUCAGGCAGGACAGACCAGCAGAGUUUGAACUGUGACGCAGGAAUCUUACAAGUCUCUGCAACACUGAGCAAGCAGAAUUCUGCAUUGACCCAAAUGCAUUCCGUAGAGGGGUCAUCUUCACGAGGGAAAAGGUCGCUGGAACGUAGGACAUGCAAGGUGUGCGGUAAGGUUGUCCAGCGUCCGGCAGUUCUUAGGAAACACAUGGUGACCCACACUGGAGACUGGCCCUAUCAAUGUCCUACCUGUAAGAAGAUUUACAAGACCUUGAAAAGCUUCCAGGAACAUACUGAAAAAUGUGUCUUUCCUAAUGAGGAAGCGCUUCAGGACAGCGAGUCUCCCGUAUCAGUGAUGCAAUACAAGGGUCGGGUUUUAAAGAAAAUUCUGCCACUUCCACCAGGACAAAAAGCAGCACAGAAAGAAAAAGACCAGAAGCGCAUUGUCUGCAAGACAUGUCCUGUUUGUGGGAAGACUUUCGCCACAGGUUCGAGCAUGAAGAGGCAUCAGAUUAUCCACACUGAGCCCAAAAAGUGCCGACUGUGUGAACAGGUCUUCCCUAACUCGUCUGAACUGAAGAUCCACAUGGAAACCCAUCCAAAAAAAGGCCUUCAUCAAUGCAGUAACUGUGAGAGGACUUUCAAGCAUGAUUACAGUCUUAAGGCUCAUGAAGAGGCUUGUCUGUUUCUGAGUCAACAAGGGCAGCUUGGAGAGGGCAGCAGUCUUCCAACUAUGGCACAGACAAACCCAGGGCCAUCCAGCAUACACCAGCAGAGCAUAACAGCAGGUUUCAUACAAGUCUCGGAAACUCUGAGCCAACAGAAUUCUGCCUUCGCCUACAUGCAUUCUGUAGAGGGGUCAUCUGCAAGAGCCAAAAGGUCGCUGGAACGUAGGACAUGCAAGGUGUGCGGUAAGGUCGUCCAGCGUCCGGCAGUUCUUAGGAAACACAUGGUGACCCACACUGGAGACUGGCCCUAUCAAUGUCCUACCUGUAAGAAGAUUUACAAGACCUUGAAAAGCUUCCAGGAACAUACUGAAAAAUGUGUCUUUCCUGUGGAGGAAGCGCCUCAGGAGAGUGAGUCAUCCUCCACCAAUGCAACCAAAGACCCAUCUUCCACCCUGGAACUGAAUGCAUCGAUAGGAUCAUCCAAACGCUGUGCGAGAUGUCCAAUUUGCCAUAAAUUUAUAUCCGGGUACCUGAGAUACCACAUUCUCUCUCACUCUGACGAACGCCCACACGCUUGCCCUCGCUGUGGGUCAAAGUACAAGUUUGACUUUGUAUUGAGGAGGCACAUGAGACUGUUCUGCAAAGUGAAGAAGGGUGAGCCUGUUGAAUUGGGAGAAAAGAAGAUCCACAAGUGCAACGAAUGUGGGAAGGAGUUUGGGCUAAAAUCCACACUGACGGCACACAAACGCAUCCACAACCCGCUACGUUGCGCCUAUUGUCGAAGAAUGUUCCCAGACCAAGAAACACUUGCAAUACACAAGGUGGAGCACAAGCCAGUCCAAUGCACCAUGUGUGAUAAGAACUUCAAUGUAAUACGAUACCUCUCAAGACAUUAUGUAGAGGACCAUCAGUUCAGUGGGCCAUUUCGCUGCACAUUCUGCGAGAAAAGCUACGCCGAGUUAUCCGUUUUCAUCAGACACGAGAGGACUCACACCGGGGAUCUCCCAUAUAAGUGCUCCCACUGUCCAAAGAAGUUUCAUUUUGAGACUGCUCUUGUGACACACCAGAGAAAACAUACAGGAGAGAGACCGUGCCUUUGCUGGGAGUGUGGAAAAAGCUUCCAAACCAAGGGAAUUUUAAAGGCACACAUGGACCGCGUUCACACUCAGGUGAAGCGUUUCCCCUGUUCCCAGUGUAACAAAGUUUUCAAGGACAAAGGUCAAAUGAAAAUGCAUGAGAAUGUAUAUCACAAAGGGGUGCGUUUUCCGUGCUCUUAUUGCGGUAAGGGUUUCUUCAGCCCUGCCCCAUUGGCGAGACACGUGUUGAUUCACACAGGGGAAAAUCCUUAUUCUUGCACCUAUAAGGAGUGUACCAGGGUUUUCAAAUCAGCAUCUGAGCUGAGGAUACACAUCAGAUACCACACUGGAGAGCGGCCAUUCAAGUGUAAGGACUGUGGCAAGGGUUUUGUUCAAGCCCAUUAUCUAACCGUACACCGACGAAGUCACACCGGGGAGAAGCCAUACCCUUGUCUGACCUGCAACAGGUACUUCGGCACCUCUAGUCAGUUGGCCAGACACAUUAAGACUCACACAGGAGAGAAACCAUACCAAUGUGGGGAUUGUGGGAAAGCUUUCAAUCGAAGAGACCGCUUACGAACUCAUAAAGACAAAUGCCAUCCGGUUACUAGUUACUGAAAGUGCAGAUUAUAUCUUAAUGUUCUAUACAUUAUGGUUGUUAUGCAAUUGGUGUAUAUAAACAAUCUGUAGCUUAUGUUUUCACGUAGCCAGUAGCAAGUGACAGGGGCUUAACUCAACCUGCUCUAGCAACCCUGCCAUGAAAAAUGUUAAGUAUUUUUUAUACUAUGGUUGUAGUGAUGACUGUUGGAUUCUGGGAUGAAUAAAGGACAUCAACUUGUCAUGCAGUUAA
Messenger RNA from Esox lucius (northern pike), 4149 nucleotides. Its product is annotated as zinc finger protein 624-like. Gene Ontology annotation, molecular function: DNA-binding transcription factor activity; RNA polymerase II cis-regulatory region sequence-specific DNA binding. The transcript is spliced from 7 exons. NCBI's taxonomy places the organism in Eukaryota, Metazoa, Chordata, Actinopteri, Esociformes, Esocidae. Bases 486 to 3917 code for a protein of 1143 amino acids. Gene Ontology annotation, biological process: regulation of transcription by RNA polymerase II. The record is from RefSeq and is a predicted model, not a curated record.